Molecule: messenger RNA, 2478 nt
Organism: Dioscorea cayenensis subsp. rotundata (Guinea yam)
Lineage: Eukaryota; Viridiplantae; Streptophyta; Magnoliopsida; Dioscoreales; Dioscoreaceae
Product: DEAD-box ATP-dependent RNA helicase 48-like
Molecular function (GO): ATP binding; RNA helicase activity; nucleic acid binding
Source: RefSeq, a predicted model, not a curated record
CCUAAACCUCCGAAGCAGUCGUCCAUGGCGUCCUCCGCCGCACUCCGAGAACGCCAGCGAAUCCUGGUGAAACUCCUCUGUAAUCUCUCCCAUUCCCGAGCGAUGGGCGGCGGCCCCCGCACUUUCCCUGGCGGGCUCAACAAGUGGCAGUACAAGCGCAUGCAUGAGAAGAUGGCUCGCGAGAAGGAGCGCCACCUCCUCCAUCAGGAGAAGCAGUUAUACUUUGCCCGCCUCCGCUCAGAGAUUCGCGCCAAGAUUGGUGGAAAACAACCUCCGCCUUCCGACGAUGCCUCCGGCACCGGCCCUAUGUCAUCCAAGGACCACAUCAAAGCUCUUGCCGAUCGAUUCAUGAAGGCUGGAGCGGAGGACCUAUGGAACAAGGACGAUGGGCCGCUUUUCUCCUCUUCUCAGCGCCCGCCCACUCGGCAGUCCGAUCGGGACGGGCCCGCUCGAUUUGAGGCAGAUCGUCAAAAGCGGAUGGUAAAAAAGGGUUUUAGGUUUCCAAGGAUUAGUACUGAAACUGGGGUGGAAAUGGAGGAAGAGACUGAUCAGGGUGAUGCUAGGAUAAGGAGGAAGAAGAUGAUGAGUAGUGCUGCAUUGAGGAAUAUUGAUAUUAAGAAAGAGAGAUGGAGGCUUAGGUCUUUUGAAGAGGAAGACAAGAUAUCCGACCAGAUUCAAGCAAUUCGUGAUGAAUUGAAGAAAAAAAGGAGGCAUUUGGGAGUGAUUUUGAGGCGGCCUGAAGUGAAGGAAGAAUCACUACUCACUCAAAAAGAGGAUUUCAAUAAUCGCAGAUUUGAUGAGUGCAACAUCUCUCCGCUGACGGUCAAAGCACUUGCUGCUGCUGGUUAUUCACAAUUGACUGUAGUUCAAGAGGCUGCCAUUCCUGUCUGCCUUGAGGGCAAGGAUGUUCUUGUCAAGGCUAGGACAGGGACUGGCAAGACUGCUGCCUUUCUGCUUCCUGCUAUUGAAACAGUUCUCAAGGCAACUAGCAGCAAUAUCAAUCAGCGAGUGCCGCCAAUAGUUGUUCUGAUUCUUUGUCCAACAAGGGAGCUUGCUAUUCAGAUUGCUGCUGAAACAAAUGUUCUCCUAAAAUACCAUGAUGGCAUCGGUGUCCAAACAUUGAUCGGGGGCACACGCUUUAAGCUUGACCAGAAGCGAUUGGAGUCAAGUCCUUGCCAGAUUAUAGUUGCCACUCCUGGCAGGCUAUUAGAUCACAUAGAGAACAAGUCUGGAUUCUCAAUGCGUUUAAUGGGGUAGUUAAUAAUACUUGAUGAGGCUGAUUACUUGCUGGACCUGGGAUUUGGAAGGAUAUAGAGAAAGAUUGUUGAUUGUAUUCCACGCCAGAGGCAAUCUUUGUUGUUCUCAGCUACAAUGCCUAAAGAGGUUCGUCGGAUUUCACAGCUCGUUUUGAACCGGGAUCAUGAAUUUGUUGAUACACUGGGUUUGGGAGGCUUGGAAACUCAUGCCAAGGUUUCCCAAUCAUAUCUUGUUGCAGCACAUGGAUUGCACUUUUUUAUAGUUUAUCACCUUCUGAAGGAGCACAUUAUGCAAGUUGUUGAUUAUAAGGUAAUUGUCUUCUGCACAACUGCUAUGGUGACAGAAUUUAUGUUCAUGCUUCUCCAUGAUUUAAAGAUGAAUGUGAGGGAAAUCCAUUCCCGGAAACCUCAACUUUACAGAACCCGUUUAUCAGAUGAGUUCCGGGAGUCCAAGCAGUUGAUUCUAGUAACAUCUGAUGUUUCAUCACGUGGGUUGAAUUAUCCUGAUGUAACUCUGGUGAUUCAGGUGGGAAUUCCUCCAGAUCGUGAACAAUAUAUCCAUCGGCUUGGAAGGACAGGGCGUGAAGGCAAAGAUGGAAAAGGCAUACUCUUGCUUGCUCCAUGGGAAGAGUACUUCAUAGAUGAAAUAAAAGAUCUUCCAACAGAGAAGACUAAAUUACCAGAACUAAAUUCAGAUAUAAAGCAGAAGGUUGAAGAAUCAAUUGGAAAGAUCGAUCCAAGCAUCAAGGAAGCAGCCUACCAUGCAUGGCUUGGAUACUACAACUCGAUCAGUGAGAUAGGAAGGGAUAAAACAACUCUUGCAGAGCUAGCAAACCAGUUCGGCCGAUCAAUCGGCUUAGACACCCCUCCUGCACUCUUUAGGAAAACAGCACUGAAGAUGGGACUAAAGGGCAUUCCUGGCAUUCGAAUCAGGAAGUGAAAAACCUUUUCACUUCUAUACUGAAUGAUCACAAGAAAGAUGUGCAAAAGCUAAAUUAGAACUCAAACUUGUUAUUGAUUCAAUUCAUGUCCAGUGUCUGAAAUUGUAAGGUGCAGUAUAUGCUGUUGCAUGUACUUUUGAUUAUAGUCAGUGGUCAGGACUACCGACUACAGAAUCUGUGUGGGACUGGCAGUGAAGCUAUUUCCGUUGUAAAUUUAUUUCUAGUCUUUUAUUUAUUUACACCUCUGUUUGUAUCAAAUGGUUUUAAUUUAUUAUUUUUUU